AUGCAGAAUCCCGAUGACCUUCUUGCUGGUCCAGACAGUAUCUCGCCUGAUGCUGCUGCUGGAGUUACAGCUCUCGAAGAGUUGAAGAGGACCGAAGAAGUUCAGAGCAUCAACGAAGUUGAAGGGCUCGAGGGAAAUGCGAGGUUUGCUAGUUCUGCCAUUAAUGUGCUAACCGGCCUACGCGACACUAGUCUUGAGGGUGCUAUGCUAAGCGACUUGAUUACUAACACCAAACAGUUAGAGGCCCUCAUGCUACUACUAGCAACUUUUUACUGGUACAACGAUCGCCGACCGCCGACCGUACCACCAUGCAUGGAAACCAUCGACAUACAUAUACCAGAUGCUGCGAAACAGCAGUGGGUUGCCGUGUCCACACGCAACAUGACGUCGAAGGCCACACAAGAACGACUUACUUUUAUCUUGCACGAGGGCUUCGUUGCUUGGCAAUGA
Messenger RNA from Suillus discolor, 450 nucleotides. RefSeq lists its product as uncharacterized. The coding region runs from base 1 to 450 and encodes 149 amino acids. The transcript has 4 exons. NCBI's taxonomy places the organism in Eukaryota, Fungi, Basidiomycota, Agaricomycetes, Boletales, Suillaceae. The record is from RefSeq and is a predicted model, not a curated record.